Molecule: messenger RNA, 2039 nt
Organism: Aspergillus homomorphus CBS 101889
Lineage: Eukaryota; Fungi; Ascomycota; Eurotiomycetes; Eurotiales; Aspergillaceae
Product: taxilin
Exons: 5
Coding region: 251-1564 (437 amino acids)
Molecular function (GO): syntaxin binding
Source: RefSeq, a predicted model, not a curated record
CCGAGUUACUACGAGUCCCAGUCAUUCAUAACACCUACCCUCGACUAUUGUUCGCUUUGUCGCCGCGAAAAGGUUCCCUUAUUGUCCCUGUUGUCGCGGCUAUCGGAGGAAGUGACGCAUCCGUUCCUGCCAUCUUCCAUCGAACCGGUCCAACUUCGCAAAAUUCACCGCUGUGAAUUGGCCACGCGACCACCCACAACAGCACCAGAACCGCACGACUUUUCCAGAUACCUACGACGACCGAUCCAACAUGUCGGCCGCGGCCAUGUCGAAGAAAAAGCAAGGGAAGAAGGUUGCGGAUCCCAACGAGACCUCGAAGCUGCUAGCCGCCAAAAUCUCGCAGUUGGAACAGGAUGCUGCUGGAGAGAAAGAUCAAGAGGCUGAAAUCGAGCGCGAGGUCAAGAAGGCCACAAGAGAUCUCAACCAACUCCUGAGCAAUAUCGAAUCCCCAAUGACGCGGCUCGAGACCGUUCACAAGAAGUAUACCGAGCUUCUGGCCGAUAUGAAGAAGCUGGAUCGCGACUAUUCCAAAAGCAAGAAACGGGCCGAUCAACUCCAAAAGGACCAGGACAAGGGCAAAUCCGAACUGAACAAGACGGUUACCAUGAAAGAUAAACUCGAGAAGCUGUGCAGAGAACUCACAAAAGAAAACAAAAAGGUCAAGGACGAAAACAAGAAGCUCGAAGAGACUGAGAAGAAAGCACGGCUGAUCGUUAACGAGCGCCUCGACUCGCUUCUGUACGAUAUUCAAGACGUCAUGGCUGCCAAAGGAAACCCCCGCAAUGAGAAAGUGGAUAUCGACUUGGAUGAAGCUCUACGUGCGAAAAUCAAAACGAUCGGCGAAAAGUUUGAAAUGCGCGAAUUACACUACAAGGCAUUGUUGCGUAGUAAGGAUGCAGAGAUACAGUGUCUCACCGCCAAGUAUGAGGAGCAACGGCGAGUGGCGGAGAACGAAGCUGCCCGCUGUCGGGCAUUGAGUUCUCAGGUCUCGACGUUUUCGCACACUGAGGCGGAGUUGCGCAGUCAACUCAACAUUUACGUCGAAAAGUUCAAGCAGGUGGAGGAUACGCUAAACAACAGCAACGAACUCUUCCUUACCUUCCGCAAAGAGAUGGAGGAAAUGUCCAAGAAAACUAAGCGGUUAGAGAAGGAAAAUCUCACCCUUACACGCAAACACGACCAAACGAAUCGCAACAUUCUUGAGAUGGCCGAGGAGCGUACAAGGAACCACGAGGAACUUGAGAAAUGGCGGAAGAAAAGUCACCACCUCGAAGCGCUCUGCCGACGAAUGCAAGCCCAAGGACGCGGGCAAGGUCUUGCGGCGGAUCUGGAAGGCGAUGACGAGGGUACGGAGAGCGAGUACGACGAGGAUUAUGAAGACGAAGAAGACGAUGAGGGAAUUAGUGAUGACGAUUACGAACUGGAAAGCCGGGACGGCGACAUGAACGGAGACCGCAACGUUCCCCAGCAGCCCGAGAAGCCUGUGUUCGGACCCCCUCCGCCACCUAAUCUACUGGAAGCGCGAGCCAACGGGAAUAAGGCGAUGAUCAACGGAUGUCACUAAUACCUUUUUUUCGCGCAGAAGUUGUUCUCGAAUAUGGUCUUUUGGGCUUGUUCUUGAUAUCAAAUGGCAAAGGGAUUUCCUGGCAGCACUGACGCCACUGCCGUCAGUUUGAGGGUCGGCGAUGGGGCUGAUGGCCCUGGAUGAAGUGGAAGACGUAUAUUCUCCGAGGACUGUGAAUUGACUAAGACACUGUCAAUGCUAGUCUUGUUGCCCUAGGAUGUGAUUGCCCGGUGCCAGAACUUGUAGUCGCACAGGAAUUUACAAGAGAAUCGGUGCGAGGCCCCUCAUCCAAGACCCCUAUCAAGCCCCUUGACCUGCAGUAAGCACUGUCACAGCCACGGGCCCUUUGCGAGUUGUGAUACUUUGACGUUUUGUUCACUUUUAUUUCUGUUCGUGUACUUGUACAUGCUAGAUCAUCAGCAUCCGGACGUACCUAUUACGUUACCAUGAGAAAAUACCACAAUUCAUGUCAUGC